Molecule: messenger RNA, 605 nt
Organism: Soboliphyme baturini
Lineage: Eukaryota; Metazoa; Nematoda; Enoplea; Dioctophymatida; Soboliphymatidae
Source: the annotation of a GenBank genome assembly
AUGUUGUUCCGUGCUAAAGAAAAAAUGAUUCGACCAAUCAGAAGAUUAGAACAUCUAGUUCUAGAGAAAAGUUCAGAAACAGAAAGUUCCCCUGACUGCAGUACCCCGGCGAUAUUCGAAGAAGGAGUAGCUAGAAUUUCGUAUCGAGGGGAUGGAACAACAGGAACUUCGGGAAACAUUCUUCGACAUGACCAUCGACAUUCGCACAUCGUUGAACCGGUUAAGGGUGACGAGGAAUGCAAGGACCGAGGAGAGACGCCGAAGAGUCUUGAAAAGAAAACGUGUAAACUGCCCAAGCUUUCAGCAUGGAACAACUUGAUUGUUGCCGCUCUGGAUGAAGAAGAAUCUAAAGAGAAAGUGGAAAGAUACCUGAAUGUAAUGCUGCAUUUUUCUGACUAUCGGAAUCAUAAAGAAACGCGCGAAUUUCUGGAAGUGAGCAAAAUAUCUUUUGUUGCAAAUUUGGGGCCUAAAGAGAAAGAAGGCAUCGUCAAGAAGCGACCAGGAGGAAGGCGGUCAUAUCACGGGAUAAUGCGUUGUUGCAUUGAAUACUUUGCUGCAUGGACUCAUAGGUACAUUCUAGCAAGUGAUCUUUUCUGCGUUUAACC